Prunus avium (sweet cherry) is the source of this 1496-nucleotide messenger RNA. RefSeq names its product Eukaryotic aspartyl protease family protein. Gene Ontology annotation, biological process: proteolysis. Gene Ontology annotation, molecular function: aspartic-type endopeptidase activity. The record is from RefSeq and is a predicted model, not a curated record. Lineage: Eukaryota; Viridiplantae; Streptophyta; Magnoliopsida; Rosales; Rosaceae.
CGGCAAACUGCAAAAGCACCAACUACCCUUUAUUUUAUCCUCACAUUCUUCACAUUUCCAGACCAACACUCUCUCUAUCUCUCUCUUCCUCUCUGGUUUUCUUCCAUGGCUGCUUCUCUACAUUUUUUUCAUCUUCUUCUUUUGAUCUCUUUCUUUUUAUGCAAUCUUAACUUAUCUCAAGCUAAACCCUCUCACCCACCAAAUGGUCUAAUUUUUCAUGUGACCAAGGAUGUGUCAACCCUCCAGUAUAUGACCACAAUUCAUCAUGACACUCCACUUGUGCCCACCAAGCUUGUGGUUGAUCUUGGCGGUCCAUUCCUCUGGCUCAACUGUGGGUCAUCAUCAUCUUCUAGCCGUCUGAUUUCUCAGGGCUCAAUCCAAUGCUUAGCAGCAAAGCCAAAAACCCAUGAUCAGGGAAGCAAGAAUUACCUCUCUAGCAAUGACCACAACAAGAAGAACAAGAAGAACAAGUGUCAUGUCUUCCUAGAAAACAGCAUCACCCAGAUGGCAGCACAAGGGGAUUUAGUGCAAGACAUCAUGGCCGUCCAAGUCAUAGAUGGGUCAUCAAAGACAGAGUCAGGUUCAAUCACCACCCUUGAUUCCAAUUUCCUGUUUUCUUGUGCACCUAUGUUCCUUUUGAAUGGCUUAGCAAGUGGUGCCAGAGGAAUGUUAGGCCUUGGAAGGACUCAGAUUUCAAUGACCUCACAAAUCUCUACCAAACUCAGCUCCAAAUUGCAAUUCAUGCUCUGCCUAUCUUCAUCAAAUGGGGUCAUAUUACACAACAAUGGCCACUUCGGCUCUGAAAUUUCAAACUCACUCACAUACACAUACACACCCCUCCUCACCAACCAACAUGAGUAUUUUAUCAACUUGAAGUACAUUAAAAUCAGUGGCAAGAGAUUAUCUCUAAACAAAGAGGAUUUUAGAGAAGGGAUUAAGCUAAGCACAACUGUUCCUUACACUACCAUGGAGAGCUCAGUUUAUGUUACAUUUACCAGAGCUUAUGAGCAGGCAGCUAUGGCUAUGAACAUGACCAGAGUGGCUCCUGUAGCACCAUUUGGGCUCUGUUUUAGUUCAGAACAGGCUGAGGGAAGAGGGGUUGGUCCAAAAGUGCCUGCUAUUGAUCUGGUACUGCAGAGUGAGAUGGUGAAGUGGAGAAUUCAUGGUAGAAAUUCAGUGGUUCAGGUGACCAACCAAGUGAUGUGCUUGGGGUUUUUGGAUGGAGGUUCUGACUUGAAGACUUCCAUUGUAAUUGGGGGAUAUCAAUUAGAGGAUACUCUUCUGCAUUUUGAUUUGAGUGCUUCCGUGCUGGGAUUUAGCAGUCAGACAAGUUGUUCUGACUUGAGAUUGUUAGAUUUUGCGCUUAAAGAUUCUUUGUAAAUUAAUGUUUUUGUUUGAUUUUGGUAGAAACUAUAAUGUAAAUUUUGACUAUCCAGCUCACUAUUUUCCUUUGUGCAGCAAGCUUUUAUUAUUGUUAUGAUUAUUUUAAUUUCCCU